Messenger RNA from Anopheles coustani, 1723 nucleotides. RefSeq names its product dnaJ homolog subfamily B member 12. Lineage: Eukaryota; Metazoa; Arthropoda; Insecta; Diptera; Culicidae. The transcript is spliced from 7 exons. Gene Ontology annotation, molecular function: Hsp70 protein binding. Bases 180 to 1262 code for a protein of 360 amino acids. The record is from RefSeq and is a predicted model, not a curated record. Gene Ontology annotation, cellular component: endoplasmic reticulum membrane. Gene Ontology annotation, biological process: cellular response to misfolded protein.
ACUGACGAUAUGACGAUUUGAGACAAGUGUGUCGAUUAGAUUCCAACAAAAUUUUCGCUACCGCUUCGUUGCAAAUUGUCUGCCGUCCCAGCACGGCAAUACUCCGUGGUGUCCGUGACGUGUUCCUGGUCAGUAAAGUUGUUCGGGAUAGCUGUGAAAGAGGAUAAAAAUAAACCAUCAUGAACCGGGAAGCGGCAGAUGAUUGCGUCGAAAAGGCCGUCAAGUACCUGGCCGAGGGGAAAAUCGAGAAGGCAGAAAAGUUGCUAAACAAAUCGAUUUCUCUCCACCCGACCCCCCGGGCGGAAGAACUGCUUGGUAAGAUCAAGCGAGGUGUCUACACGGAAAAUGCACCAUCGGGGAACACCUCGGACGAUGGUGUACGUCAGCGGGCCUCAGCAAAGGGUUCCGCACCAAAGGCGGACAGUGGCAACGAAGCGGAAUAUACUGCUGAACAGUUGGAAGCAGUGAAGAGGAUUAAAAAAUGCAAGGACUAUUACGAAGUGUUGGGUGUAUCGAAGGAUGCAACUGAUUCGGAUAUUAAGAAAGCUUACAAGAAGCUUGCCCUACAACUGCAUCCCGAUAAAAACCAUGCUCCGGGAGCGGUAGAAGCAUUUAAAGCAAUCGGUAAUGCUGUAGCCAUUCUGACGGACGCUGAGAAGAGGAAAUCGUACGAUCUGUUCGGUGCGGAAGAGCAUCAUCAGCCCACGACCCGUAGGACACGCUAUCAGUACGAUCAAUACUCUCGUGGUUUUGAAACGGAGUUCACCGCGGAAGAGCUGUUUAACAUGUUCUUCGGAACCGAGAUUCCUACACACCAUGUUUACACACGCCAAAGACGGUUUCAUCGAGCCGAACAACAGCAAUAUCGAGAGCCUCAGUCAGGAUUUGCGGCUUUCAUCAAUCUGUUGCCAAUAAUUCUGCUUAUCGCCCUUUCGAUGAUGUCUUCAUUUUUCAUCUCUGAUCCAAUCUACAGCCUUACCCCUAGCCAAAAAUUUUCAAUCCCACGAAAAACGAACCAGCUGAAGAUUCCGUACUACGUCAAGGAAAACUUCCACUCCGAGUAUCAGGGCUCGGUUGUGCGGCUUGAGGCGUCGGUGGAAGAGGACUAUUUGAAUAAUUUAAAGCAUUCCUGCUACCGAGAGCGGAACUAUAAGGACACGAUGCUAAUGAAAGCAAGGAACUUUGGCGAUCGAGAUCUUUAUCAGAAGGCGCAAAACAUUAAUACACCGUCGUGUGAUAAAUUGCAAAGUUUACACAACUAGUCAAAUUGAAAUGGCCGCCGUGUGCGGAUUUCAGCAUAUGGUAUGCGGAAUAUUUGAAAGCUGCUGAUUAGUGGGCGAAUUGUAUUUUUUCUACACUGUGGAGGUAUUUUUAUUAUUUGUUCCGUUGUUAACUAUUUCGAUAAAAAUUUGCCAGAUUGUGCCGUUUGAUCCAUAUCCGUACUACCAGUUUGCAGUCCAUCCUAACGAAAGGGCUUUACGGUUUGAAUGGCAUUUUAAACCCCCUAAGCGUAGAUUUAUCACAUUGAAGGCAUAGUCAAAUGGUGAUAGUUAAAUGUUGUUUUCCCUUUUUUGUGCGAAAAAAAUUUAAAAAGAUUCUUUACUCCGCCUAGGAUCGUAAUUCACCCUACACGAUAAACAACAAUAGAGGAUUUUUGCGAACAGUUAAAAUAAUUUAUAAAAAAACACAUCCUUCAACAAAAUAAAGAAAACAAAACCUGAUA